This is a messenger RNA of Ilex paraguariensis (yerba mate), 459 nucleotides long. The record is from the annotation of a GenBank genome assembly. Lineage: Eukaryota; Viridiplantae; Streptophyta; Magnoliopsida; Aquifoliales; Aquifoliaceae.
AUGGUGGUGAUGAUACAACAUGGGUGGGUGAACUUUGCAUUAGAAGUCCUUUGUUCAAGGAAUAUUGGAAACGUCCUGAGGAUUGAUGAUGAAGAAAAUGAGAUGAUUGUCAAUGAUCAGGCUGUUGAGAGACUUGUAAUUGUAACCCAGUUAAUCACUGUACAUCCAAAGAACAGCCGGCUUGGUGACGGCACUGGAACUGAUGUGAAAGAGUCAAAAUCCAUAUCCCAUGAGCUUGCUUCAACUCUACAGGAUGGCCUCUACUUUUAUGGGCAGGAACUAAAAGCAAAGCGGUCUAAUCGUAGAAGAAACAACUCAAGCUACGGCAGCAGAGAUUGGGAAUCCAGAUCUUCUGGCACUGCUUCGGCAGUAUCAAAUGCAAGGGGUUCUGAUCAUUCCAAGGGAGGUAGUGGCUGUGAAUGGCCUGGAAAUUCUAAUUCUCAGAAGAAGCAAAAUUAA